This is a messenger RNA of Histoplasma mississippiense, 2724 nucleotides long. RefSeq lists its product as hypothetical. Lineage: Eukaryota; Fungi; Ascomycota; Eurotiomycetes; Onygenales; Ajellomycetaceae. The coding region runs from base 1 to 2724 and encodes 907 amino acids. The transcript is spliced from 3 exons. Gene Ontology annotation, molecular function: protein binding. The record is from RefSeq and is a predicted model, not a curated record. Gene Ontology annotation, cellular component: exocyst; cytoplasm. Gene Ontology annotation, biological process: Golgi to plasma membrane transport; exocytosis.
AUGUCGGGUUUUGCAAAGGCUCAGGUCUCUGGUGGGAGGCCGCCGCGGAAGGAUAUCCUUGCCUCGCUGAAAAUGGCGCAGCUGGAGAUUUCUAAACCAGCCCUCCCUGUUGAAAUAUUAGCCUCCAUCCUAGAUUACCUUUCACCCACCGACCUUAUCAGAGUUGCCAGAGCUUCAAGGUUAAUGCGAGAGAUGGUGUACGAAGAUUCAAGAUGGGUACAAAGACUGAAGCGGAUUGGCUGUUGGGAUGAAUUGGAGGCAAGGAAGUUGGCAGAGCAGUCGAAUCCGUAUCUCCAUGGUCAGCUCUCUAUGGCUGUGCCGACUGUACACGUCCAGGCUCCACUGUCUAGUACACCUCUUAAAGAGGACACGGCGGGAGGGAUUGUAAUUACCAAUACGACGAAAACCAGACCGAGCGCCUUUAGUAGUGUUGAGCACAUUACGGAACCGGGAUCAAAUAAAUUUAUCGACCCGAAGGGGUCGGCCGCUUUAUCCGUUUUGUCCCGUGUUCGAUCUAUACGUGGGAAGGCGAGAGAGGAAUACGGAAAGAUCCAUGCAGUGCUUUAUCCCUUCUAUAACGAUAUUGACAAAACGGGAGGCUCGAUGGAUAGUAUGGUUUUCCGGGUGUACGAUACGCCUGAAGACCAAGCUCAGAUGCUGUCUUCACUGCAUGCCUUCGCGAAAUGCGAUACUGCCAUUAGCGGGGAGGCGAGACAAGAUAAAGUCUCUCGUGCUGUAUCUCUUUUUGAAAUGGCUGCACUGCGGGAAUUUGAAAGUGGUUACGAACAGGGAGAUAUCGAUGGCCAAAUGCGAAAAUAUGCACGUGUACUGACCACGCUGAAUGGUGGCGGUGCCGCUAUGGAUUAUUUCUUUGAACACAAUCACCUUUUUGCACGGAAGCGCGAUUUUGGAAGCCCGUCAGAUUGUGUCGACAAUGACACUAAUGCUGUGAAGUUGGGCCAUUCGCAGGCAUUCCUCACUCGCCUAAAUGUUGCGUAUAACGAGGAACUUGCUAUUAUAGAUAUGUGUUUUUCUACGCCUACAAAGGUUUCAACACUAUUUUUAGAUAAGGUCGAGAAGGAUAUAUUGACUCCUUACUUUACUGCCCUUUUUACCGACCUCCGCUCCCGGAACGUUGAGUCGUACCUUAGGGCUGUUUCAGGAACGUUUGUGCAGACAUUGCAUUUCACCCAGGAAUUGCGCAAACCGGUUCAAAAUUCUGGCGACGACUUUGUCGAGGCGGCGAAUAGAAUCGUUAAAACUAUAUUUGAGCCUUGCCUUGAUCAGUAUCUCACGGACGAACUCAAUCACUUCCGCAAGCAUUGUGAAGUUGUCGUGUCGGAAUGGGAUAGACAACUUUCGGAGCAAGCAGCAUCCACGGAAUCCUUCUACAUGUCCAAUGUCAACCGACAAGCUGAUAAAAAAGACUUUCUCACUUCGUUUAAAAAGGUACUUAUGGCUCCUGUAAACAUUCUACCCAAUUUCUCUUCUAUGAUGUCCAAUGACUCAAAAGCGGACAACGCGGAGAAAGAUGCACAACUGCAUGAUCCAACAUAUAUCCCAAACCCCAAGUUUGCAACACCCGUGUCAAUUCCAUCCACGCCCUCGGCACCGUCAAAUGACCUUCCCACAACGGAACUUGCUGCGAAAGCUGCAAUCUUGAACUCAAGACUCGAGGGAAUACGCUCCUUGUUCAGCAUCGAAGUAGCCCUCGAUUUAGUCCACGUUGCCAAAGUUAGUCUAGAAAGAGCUGCCCAGUUCCUAAAACUGGGAGGCAAAUCCGGGAAUGAUGCGAAAUUGCAAUGCGAGUCUAUUUUCGUCUCCCUUUUGCACAUCCUCGGCCAUCGGCAUGUCAUUGCAGGUUUCGAUAAAGCCGUCGACCACCUUUCUCAAUAUCGUCCUCGAUACGAGGAGAAGCAUGACGGCAAGGGCGUGGAGCCAUUAGUCACCUUCCUGGAACUGGUCAAUGUCGGCGAUCUGAUUCUCCAGAUGAUGGACGUCUUCUACGAGCAGGAGCUUGUUGCAGCGAAACUGACGGAUCGGAGCGACUUCCUUGAUCCAGCAGUGAAGGAGAAGAAAAAAUUCGAGCAGAUGCUGGAUGAGCGGGUUGCGGCGGGUCUUAACAAGGGGAUAGACGUGCUUAUGGACGAAGUUGAUUACCUACUGGCGACGAAGCAGCCUGCGACUGAUUUUAACCCGGAGGCAGGCCCUACCCGUCGGAAUACGAGUGAUGUUGGGCCAAGCGAGGCGGCGAAGGCGGUUGUGGAAGUUAUUUCGUCGCAUACGCGCAUGCUUGUGGGGAGCACAGACAAGAGUACACUUGAGGUGUUUAAUCAGGAGAUCGGCCUUCGGCUUUUUGCGUCGCUGUGCAAACAUCUAAAAAUGCAGCGUAUUGCGGUAGAGGGAUCCAUUAAACUUAUCAGCUUACUCUCUACAUUUUUCUUGAGCAAUAGCGACAUGAACCAUUACUUCAACCUCAUCAAAACUAUGAAAAACGAUCAGUUGCUCCAGUACUUUAUUGCCCUCCGGGAACUUUCACAGGUCUACCUUAUUGACCCGUCUGAUUCCAAGGAGAUGGCCACUAUCAUCGCUGAUGGUGACCGGUUUCAGGGCAUCUUUCGCGCUGAGGAGGUAUAUGAAUUUGCCACCAGACGCGCGGAUUGGUAUCAGGUUAAAAAAAGUGUAGAAGGGGCUAUGUUUGGUAUUGGAUGCUUCGUGAUGUGA